Molecule: messenger RNA, 912 nt
Organism: Blumeria graminis f. sp. triticale
Lineage: Eukaryota; Fungi; Ascomycota; Leotiomycetes; Helotiales; Erysiphaceae
Source: the annotation of a GenBank genome assembly
AUGGUUCACCUUGCAUGCAUUCCAAAUGAUAAAGGCGACAAUGAAAACCUUGCCGAAGAAGUAGAAAGACUCGCUUUUAAUGCCACUACUCAAAAUAAUGCAUCAAAUGUAUCAAUCUAUGGCUCCAUAUAUUCGACACAGCAAGUACCUAUGUACGAGAUCCCAGAUAACGAGCUGCCAAAGGAGGUUGCUUAUCGCAUGAUAAAAGAUGACUUAAGUCUUGAUGGGAAUCCAGUACUCAACCUAGCUUCUUUUGUGACAACUUACAUGGAGAAAGAAGCUGAGGAUCUGAUGAUUGAAUCCCUAUCGAAAAACUUCAUUGAUUAUGAGAUUUAUCCACAAACCGCGGAAAUACAGAACCGCUGCGUUUCAAUGAUCGGGCGUCUAUUUCAUGCUCCUAGUAGCCAAGGCUCUCAAUUGAUAGGCACCUCAUGUGUCGGUUCCUCAGAAGCCAUUAUGUUAGCAACAAUUGCGAUGAAGAAACGAUGGCAAAAUUCUCGGAAAGCUACAGGAAGCUCCUGGGACAAACCUAACCUAGUAAUGAGCUCAGCAGUUCAGGUUUGUUGGGAGAAAGCGGCAAGAUAUUUUGAAAUUGAGGAAAAAUAUGUUUUUUGCACUCCUGAUAGAUAUGUUAUCGAUCCCGUUGAGGCUGUAAGUCUCGUAGACGAAAACACAAUUGGGAUAUGCGUCCUCCUUGGUACCACUUAUACAGGGGAAUAUGAAGAUGUUAAAGCUAUCAACGACCUUUUGAUCGAGAAAAAUAUUGAUGUGGUGAUCCACGUGGAUGCUGCUUCCGGAGGGUUUGUCGCGCCAUUCGUCGUACCAGAAUUAGAAUGGGAUUUUCGGCUUGAAAAAGUAGUAUCAAUCAACACUUCUGGUCACAAGUACGAGUCACGCCUCUUUUUACUUUAA